GUUAUGAAGCAAGUACUGGAUGUUCUCCAGAUCUCAACAAUUGCCCUCAAGGGUAGCAAGGACAACCGCUCUCGUUUCUGGGCGACAUACAAAAGAGUCGCCGAGGAACACAACGACGAGUUCCUUGAGCGAUACACAAGCGAAAUGGACAUUGUGUUAGUUUUUGUA
Molecule: messenger RNA, 168 nt
Organism: Suillus subalutaceus
Lineage: Eukaryota; Fungi; Basidiomycota; Agaricomycetes; Boletales; Suillaceae
Exons: 1
Source: RefSeq, a predicted model, not a curated record